AUGACCAGAUGGCGAACCAAACCCGGUUUUCUACAACCACAAACAAACAUAAUCAUAAACCCCAUUUCUCUUUCAUUUCCUCAUUUUCAACACCACUCCGAUCACCGGAUUCCGGUGACCGGCAACAAUUCAUAAACCCUUCCUUCAUGGACUCUCACUCCCAAUCCCAAUCUCAAUCCCAGGACCCCCUUCCCCCUAAGAACAAAACUGGAAUAAUCGCUUUCGUCGUUCUCCGAUGGUUUAUCGCAAUUCUAUUACCCUUCGUUUUCUUGUUCUCUGUUCCUUUUAUUUUGGGUUUAUUGCUUCUCAUCCUCGCUGAUUUCUCUGUCCCUAAUCCCAUUUCUCUUCCAUCUCACUGCAAAAUCGUCUCCACCGGUGUUGAUAUUAGAUCAUCUAAGAUUUGUGAACUUGGAUUGUUAGAUUAUAAAGCAAAGGAUGUUUUUCGUCAUUUUGAAAGAAGCAAAUUUCGCUGUCGUUAUGAUUACUACUGGGCAUCAGUAUUCAAGGUGGAAUACAAAGAUCACUUUUCAGGUCAGAGACAAGUUGCGUUUGCUGAGGCUCCGAGUGAAGCCCUUCCUCUUUAUUGCAGGCCUAAUUUUGGGGCUGCAUGGUUGACACAGUACAAAUUUAAGGUCAAUGAGACUUAUGAUUGCUGGUACACAUCUGGCAUUUCCAAAGUUCAUUUAUAUCAAGAAAAUCUCUUUGGUUGCCAUGCUGACGAGCAGUCUGCUAUUGAGAAAAUUAUACAAUAUUUUACCCAGGCCAUGGAAACAAUAAAUUAUUCGUUUUCCGAUAAGGGAAGGAGGGCCAAGUAUUGGAGGUGGGAAAUAUUAGUCGGUGUCAUCUCCGGAAUUGCAACAUCUUUGAUCACCGUAACCUUUAUUAUGUUCCUCAAGCUACUGCUAUCUUCAUUACGUCGACCUUUUGCAGCAUGGAUACUUUCUUGGCGUGUCAAUGCUGUUCUCAUCAGGCGCACUUGUUUUCUUGUUGCAUACAUAUCUUUUGUGGCUUGGUUAGCUAUUGAAUAUGGAAAGAAGCUUGGUCUCAUGGAUAUUUUCAGAUUCCCAAGAUCAUAACACUUAUUUUGGUGAAGUGCCAUGUCCUUUGGGAGGUUGAAUCCCCAUGUAAUAUUACAAUUGGAGCAGAUGACAUUCUUGACCCAUCUGCACCAAUAAGGAAGGAAGUCAUGUAUAGUUCGAGCGAGAAUUAAAAGUGUAAUAGUUUAAUUAAACAGACUAAGUAUCUGUUAUUACCUCAGAAAGAAAGAAAAAUCAAGUUUAGUUAAAAUAGUAUGUUCAGCAAAAGUAGUUUACAGAUUGUCUUACAUCAAUUGAAAAUGUUGUAAAAGCCUGUUGGCGUUUGGAUUGAUGGAGUAAUUUUAAUGGAAAUGUGUGGUCAA
Trifolium pratense (red clover) is the source of this 1399-nucleotide messenger RNA. RefSeq lists its product as uncharacterized. The coding region runs from base 9 to 1076 and encodes 355 amino acids. The transcript has 5 exons. NCBI's taxonomy places the organism in Eukaryota, Viridiplantae, Streptophyta, Magnoliopsida, Fabales, Fabaceae. The record is from RefSeq and is a predicted model, not a curated record.